AAAGCAGUUGCAUUCAUAGCAGCAAUUAUGUUCAUCAUCUUGAACCUAACCGGUCACUGCUAUGGUGAUCUCCAGUUUGGGUUCUACAAUGGAAAGUGUCAAAGUUCAGACGUUGAAGAUAUUGUAAGAAGAACGGUUGUCGCUAAAUUCUUUUCCGACAAAACGAUCGCCCCAGCUCUCAUUAGAAUGCAGUUUCAUGAUUGCUUUGUGAAUGGGUGUGAUGCGUCAAUUCUACUAGACGGAAACAACUCUGAGAAAACCGCAUCUCCAAAUUUAAGCGUUAGGGGCUACGAUGUGAUUGAUGAUGCAAAAGCCGCGGUGGAGAGAGUGUGUCCAGGGGUGGUUUCUUGUGCUGACAUUAUCGUUAUGGCUACAAGAGACGUUAUUUCAUUGAGUGGUGGAGGUAGAUACAAUGUCCAAACUGGAAGACGAGAUGGGACAGUGUCUCUUGCGCAAAACACCGCAAGCCUCCCAUCUCCUUCUACAUCGGUAUCAAGUGCAAUUCAAGCUUUUGCUAGUAAAGGACUAAAUGCGACCGACAUGAUCUAUCUUCUUGGUGGUCACACUAUUGGAGUUACUCAUUGUUCUUUUAUUAAUGAUCGCCUUUACAACUUCAAGAACACUGGGAAACCAGACCCCAACAUGGAUUGGGAGCUGUUAACAUCACUGAGACGUACAUGUCCUCAGAAUGCAGCAGUAGAUCGUGCUAUAAACUUGGAUCAAAACCCUUUUAGCUCUUCAGUGGUAGACAAAUCUUUCUACAAUCAGAUUAUGCUUCGUAGGGGAGUUUUUCAGAUUGAUCAAGAGUUGGCAAUUGAUAGUUUGAGUAAGCCCACGGUUGCGGCCAUUGCUAGUUCCUCUGAUUUCACAACCAAGUUUGGUCAAGCCAUGGUUAAGUUGGGUGCCAUCCAAGUUCUUACAGGAACACAAGGAGAGAUAAGGAGGUCAUGCCGAGCAGUCAACGGACCAACAUGGCCUUCUUUAUUUAAUUGAUAUAAAAUAUCAUGUGUUUAUUUGUAAAAUUAUGCCUGUUAUCAGUUAUCUGAUUUCAUGAGUUUAAGAAUUAAAAUACAUAUUUGAUUGAUUAUUAUUAGGUA
Messenger RNA from Helianthus annuus (common sunflower), 1097 nucleotides. RefSeq names its product peroxidase 60. The record is from RefSeq and is a predicted model, not a curated record. Gene Ontology annotation, biological process: hydrogen peroxide catabolic process; response to oxidative stress. Gene Ontology annotation, cellular component: plant-type cell wall; plasmodesma. NCBI's taxonomy places the organism in Eukaryota, Viridiplantae, Streptophyta, Magnoliopsida, Asterales, Asteraceae. Bases 28 to 993 code for a protein of 321 amino acids. The transcript is spliced from 4 exons. Gene Ontology annotation, molecular function: peroxidase activity; heme binding.